AUGUUUGCAACAUUAUGUGAGUGCCGCACGAACCCUCUUGAUCCCUUGUGCCGAAUCUCGAGAGCGACGAGGGAUCAUGCCGCCACACCUCCACCCCAGGUCGCGAAUGACCUCCUCCCUCUUCGCAACGACCGUCGUCGCCAGCUUCUUCGUCGUCGCGCUCCCGCAUAUCCUGCCCUGCCCCGUGCCCCGGACCAAGUUCGCCGAUGGGGAGGUCAUAGUGGACGAGAACGGGAGGAGGAGGAGGUGGAGGAGGAGGGAUCCCGCGGAAAGCAAGGACGGAAUUGUACAGUUCAAUCAGACGGGCGACGACGACACAUAUACCAACGUGGAGCGGACGACGAGAGAGUGCCCCGUGCCGAAGCCGGGAGGCAUGCUGGGCGAAUGGCUCGGCUUUCACAAGAGCGACGGCGAGACGGGGAAGCGAUGACAACAACGGGAGGGACAAAAACACAAGAUCUACAACAAAUGUAUAACCAAUGUUCGAACAAACAUACUCAAGACCCGCCGGGUCCGAACGAUUGCUCUGUGCGCGCUUAUGCCGAAGUCUUGUGUCCCGUGAUGGAGCGAGCAUGA
This is a messenger RNA of Purpureocillium lilacinum, 576 nucleotides long. RefSeq lists its product as uncharacterized. Lineage: Eukaryota; Fungi; Ascomycota; Sordariomycetes; Hypocreales; Ophiocordycipitaceae. The record is from RefSeq and is a predicted model, not a curated record. Gene Ontology annotation, cellular component: mitochondrial matrix. Gene Ontology annotation, biological process: mitochondrial respiratory chain complex IV assembly.